GAGUGUGAUGAGAUGAGAUGAGAUGAGAUGACGAGAAAAAUGGAAAAAACAGGUCAUUGAGUUACCAUUUUCUCUCUUCUAGAGGGAAAGAAACAGAAAGAAAGAGAAAGAGGAGGUGAAUGAAGGAGACCGCGGAUCAGGUUUGACCAUCUCCUCCUUCAUUUUCCAUCCUCCUUCUUCCUUCCUCUUUCUUUUUCCUUCCUUCCCAAAACCCUCCCUCUCUUCCUUCCUUCCUUCAACAAAUUACCUCAUUCAAUUUCAUUCAUGGGUAAUUGUUGCAUAACCCCAGCGGGUUUCAACAAGAAGGGGAAGAAGAAGGAGAAGAAAAAGAAUCUUCCGCCGCCGGUGGUGGUUCUGAAGGAGCCGACGGGGAGGGAGAUAGGAGUUCGCUACGAAUUGGGGAGGGAAUUAGGGAGAGGGGAAUUCGGCACAACGUUCCUGUGCAAGGACAAGGAAACAGGGGAGGAGUAUGCAUGCAAGACAAUUUCCAAGGAGAAGCUCAGGACCGCCAUUGAUUUGGAAGAUGUCAGGAGGGAGGUGGCGAUCAUGCGCCACCUUCCUAAACACCCCAACGUCGUCACAUUGAAGGACACCUAUGAGGACGACGGCGCCGUUCACCUCGUCAUGGAGCUCUGCGAGGGCGGCGAGCUUUUCGACCGCAUCGUCGCCCGCGGCCACUAUACCGAACGGGCCGCCGCACUUGUCACCAGAACCAUCCUCCAAAUUGUCCAGAUGUGCCACAAAGAGGGUGUGAUACACCGGGAUCUCAAACCUGAGAACUUUUUGUUUUCAGACAAGAAGGAAACGGCAACUCUGAAGGCUAUUGACUUUGGUUUGUCUGUUUUCUUUAAACCAGGUCAAAGAUUUGAUGAGAUAGUUGGAAGCCCAUAUUACAUGGCUCCUGAGGUUUUAAAGCGAAAUUAUGGCCCUGAAGUAGAUAUCUGGAGUGCUGGUGUAAUUCUGUACAUUUUAUUGUGCGGUGUCCCGCCGUUUUGGGCAGAAACUGAACAGGGAGUUGCUCAAGCUAUCAUACGAUCUGUUGUUGAUUUUAAAAGGGAGCCAUGGCCUAAGGUUUCUGAUAAUGCGAAAGACCUUGUGAGGAAGAUGCUUGAUCCUGAUCCAAAGCGUCGGCUGUCUGCGCAAGAAGUGUUAGAUCAUCCAUGGUUGCAGAAUGCACAGAAAGCUCCUAAUGUUUCAUUGGGAGAAGCUGUCAGAGCAAGGCUCCUGCAAUUUUCUGUGAUGAACAAGCUGAAGAAAAGAGCACUGAGGGUGAUUGCAGAGCAUUUGUCAGUAGAAGAAGUCGCUGGAAUAAAAGAGGGAUUCCAGGUGAUGGAUACAGGGAAUAGAGGAAAGAUUAACUAUGAUGAGCUACGAGUCGGUUUGACUAAACUAGGUCACCAAGUUCCUGAUGGCGAUGUCCAAAUACUUAUGGACGCUGCUGAUGUGGACAAAGAUGGGUUCCUAGAUUAUGGAGAGUUUGUAGCCAUUUCUAUUCAUUUGAGAAAGAUAGACAACGACCAGCACCUUCACAAAGCCUUCCAGUUUUUUGAUCAGAACCAAAGUGGAUUUAUUGAAAUUGAGGAGUUGGGAAAUGCCUUAGCUGAUGAGGUCGACACAAACCAUGAAGAAGUCAUUAAUGCAAUUAUGCAUGAUGUAGACACAGAUAAGGAUGGAAGAAUAAGUUAUGACGAAUUUGCUGCAAUGAUGAAGGCUGGGACAGAUUGGAGAAAAGCAUCAAGACAGUACUCGCGAGAGAGGUUUAACAGUCUAAGCCUGAAACUAAUGAAGGACGGGGCAUUGCAAAUAAACAACAAAGAAGGGUAGAUGACUUUAGAAAAUGGCAAAUUUUAGUCGUGAAAAGGCAUAUAUGAUAAAGGGGAAGGCAUCCCUUUUUCCGUUAUCCCUUCAUUGUAAUUCUUUUCUUUUUCUCAUAUCAUUUCCAGAAAAAAAACCUCAUUUUUGGGGUGAAUUAGGAUAUAGGCCUGAGCAGUGAUUUCUGCGUGGUUUCCAGUUUUUCCGUUUUGGGGUCCUUUUUGGUUUGUUAAAAGGUUUCAUUGGAGAAAGGGCGAGAACGGGAUGACUGUACAAGACUGCAUGUCAUGAAAUUGUGACUGUAAAUAUUUUGAAAUACUAACGCCUGCAGAUAAUAGAUAAUAGUAUACAAUACAAUGCAAACAUUCAAAGGCUUCAAAA
Messenger RNA from Lotus japonicus, 2193 nucleotides. Its product is annotated as calcium-dependent protein kinase 20-like. Bases 265 to 1824 code for a protein of 519 amino acids. Gene Ontology annotation, cellular component: cytoplasm; nucleus. Gene Ontology annotation, molecular function: calcium-dependent protein serine/threonine kinase activity; calcium ion binding; calmodulin binding. The record is from RefSeq and is a predicted model, not a curated record. The transcript has 8 exons. Lineage: Eukaryota; Viridiplantae; Streptophyta; Magnoliopsida; Fabales; Fabaceae. Gene Ontology annotation, biological process: protein autophosphorylation; peptidyl-serine phosphorylation; intracellular signal transduction.